AAAUGACCUCAAUUAAGCUUCUCUUGAACCUGAAUGAUGUUUAUCAUGCCUUGAUAAUCAUCCAAGCUUCGAUUUGCUUGUUGUAUGUUGUUUUCAACCCAGAUCUGCUCAAUAAGGCCAUUUAAAGCUUCACGCAUCUUCUUAGCUCUGGCUCGCGUGACUGGACCUCCUUGGGUGUGUAAUGGAUCACAUGACGUAGUUGAAGAACUCAUGAAGAAGGGGCAUGUGAGAGAAAGCAUGAGUCCAUGUGCAGUUCCAGUGCUACUUGUGCCUAAGAAGGAUGGGACUUGGCGUAUGUGCGUUGAUUGUCGUGCUGUCAACAAAAUCACUGUAAAGUAUCGUCACCCUAUUCCUAGAUUAGAUGACAUGUUAGAUGAACUGCAUGAGCGAUUCCCUGCACAAAGGCGUUCUAAGUUGCAACCAAGAGGCAAUGGACCAUUUCAAGUGAUUGCAAGGAUAAACGACAAUGCAUACAAGUUGGAGCUUCCUGGUGAGUAUAAUGUUAGUGCUACUUUUAAUGUUCCUGAUCUUUCUCCUUUUGAUGUAGGUGACGAUUUGAGGACAAAUCCUUUUGAGAAAGGGAAUGAUGGGAAUCAAGAUGACCCCACAUGUACCACGUCAAGAGAUCCAUUACACAUUCCAGGAGGUCCAGUCAUGAGAGCUAGAGCUAGGAAGAUGCGAGAAGCUUUAAGGUGUGGCGUUAACCAACUUUAUACCUCUGGUUCUUGUUGCGUCAUAGACAACGGGUCAAGGUUCUCAAAAAUGGCACACUUCAUUCCAGGUCAUAAAACCGAUGAUGCAACCAAUAUUGCUGAUCUGUUCUUCAAGGAGGUUCUUCGUUUACAUGGUUGUCUAAGAACUAUUGUUUCGGAUCAUGAUGUUAAGCUCUUGAGUUGCUUUUGGAAGACCUUGUGGGGAAAGUUGGGAACUAAGCUAUUGUUUUCGAUUACUUGUCAUCCACAAAUUGAUGGACAAACAGAAGUGGUUAAUAGGACGGUUUCAGCCUUAUUGUCAACUAACUGUUCACCAUUUGAAGUUGUGUAUGGUUUUAAUCCACUCACCCCUCUGGAUUUAUUGCCAUUACCCAUUGAUGAACAAGCUAGUUUGGAUGGGAAUAAGAAAGCUGAAGUGGUUAAGCAACUACAUGAGAGGCGAUUCCCUGAACAAAGGUGUUCUAAGUUGCAACCAAGAGGCGAUAGACCAUUUCAAGUGAUGGCAAGGAUAAACGACAACGCAUACAAGUUGGAGCUUCCUAGUGAGUAUAAUGUUAGUGCUACUUUUAAUGUUCCUGAUCUUUCUCCUUUUGGUGUAGGUGAUGAUUUGAGGACAAAUCCUUUUGAGGAGAGAGGGAAUGAUGGGAAUCAAGAUGACCCCACAUGUACCACGUCAAGAGAUCCAUUACACAUUCCAGGAGGUCUAGUCAUGAGAGCUAGAGUUAGGAAGAUGCGAGAAGCUUUAAAUGGCCUUAUUGAGCAGAUCUGGGUUGAUAACAACAUGCAACAAGUAAAUCGAAGCUUGGAUGAUUAUCAAGGCAUGGUAAACAUCAUUCAGAUUCAAGUGAAGCUUAAUUGAGGUCAUUUGUGCUAAAUUACACAGUUUGUGUCAAAAUCCCACAAUUUUGUCGCAAUUUGUAACAAACUAAUAUUUCAUGUUACUUUAGGUCACUUUCAGUGAUUUUCACGUUUUUUGUAUUAUUUUGGGCUGAGGAUUCAUUUAUUUGAGGUCUAAUUCGUGGUUAUUAGGAUUAGGGCUUAGGGUGCUAGUUUCCUAUUCUGAUUAAAAUUACUUUUCCCUAUUUAAAGGGCUUGUAAUCCUAAUUGGGGGCAGCUAUUGAAUGUGAGUUUUUGAGAGACUUUUCUCUUUGGUUCGUUUCAGAACUUUACAGAACUUAUUAAGAUUAUUCUUGUGGCGUUCUAACCUGACUUAUCAUUCUUGUUCUUAAUCAUUCGAGGGUGUGGCGUCAACUAACUUUAUACCUCUGUUCUUGUUGCGUCAUAGACAACGGGUCAAGGUUUUUACCUUUGGUUCUUGUUGCGUCAUAAACAACGGGUUAUGGUUUUUUUACCUUUGGUUCUUGUUGCGACAUAAAUAACGGGUCAAGGUCCUAUUAUAAACCUGAUUUAACUUUCCUGAAGUUUAGAAAUCCCUUGUUGUGCUGUGGGUCUCAUUGUUCUCCUUGGGUUUCUCAUCAUAGAUGAUGCUUCACAUAUUGCUGAUUUGUUCUUUAGGGAGAUUGUGAGAUUACAUGGUAUGCCUAGAACAAUUGUUUCAAAUAGAGAUGCAAAGUUUUU
Molecule: messenger RNA, 2291 nt
Organism: Rubroshorea leprosula
Lineage: Eukaryota; Viridiplantae; Streptophyta; Magnoliopsida; Malvales; Dipterocarpaceae
Source: the annotation of a GenBank genome assembly